Papilio polytes (common Mormon) is the source of this 2424-nucleotide messenger RNA. RefSeq names its product probable peroxisomal acyl-coenzyme A oxidase 1. Gene Ontology annotation, molecular function: FAD binding; acyl-CoA oxidase activity; fatty acid binding. Gene Ontology annotation, biological process: fatty acid beta-oxidation using acyl-CoA oxidase; lipid homeostasis. The record is from RefSeq and is a predicted model, not a curated record. The transcript has 13 exons. Bases 1 to 2007 code for a protein of 668 amino acids. NCBI's taxonomy places the organism in Eukaryota, Metazoa, Arthropoda, Insecta, Lepidoptera, Papilionidae. Gene Ontology annotation, cellular component: peroxisome.
AUGUCGGAGUCAGUGAAAGUGAAUCCUGAUUUACAGAAGGAAAGGGACAAUUGUACGUUUAACAUUACAGAGCUUACAAACCUCAUAGAUGGAGGGCCACAAAAAACCGAAGAAAGGAAGAAACGAGAGGAGAUGGUGUUCAAAGAAGGAAUCCAUAUUGAUGAAGUGCCUUCAGAUUAUCUAAGUCACAAGGAAAAAUAUGAAUUGGCUAUUAAAAAAGCAUGUAUGCUGUUUAAAAUGAUGCGUAGACUGCAAGAAGAAGAUAAUGCUGGUAUGGAGAAUUAUAUGGCACUUUUGGGCGGGAACCUCGGGUCGGCCAUCUUGGGUGACGGCUCUCCUCUAACCCUGCACUAUGUGAUGUUCAUACCCACCCUCAUGGGACAGGCGACAGUCGAACAACAAGCAUACUGGAUCGGAAGAGCGUUCAAUCUCAGCAUAAUCGGCACUUAUGCACAGACGGAGUUAGGUCACGGCACGUUCAUCCGCGGUCUGGAGACGACGGCGACAUACGACGCGGCCGCCAAGCAGUUCGUGCUGCACAGCCCCACACUCACCGCAUACAAGUGGUGGCCUGGAGGACUGGCGCACACCGCCAACUACUGCGUGGUGAUGGCGCAGCUGUUCACGCAGGGGAAGUGCCACGGCAUACACCCCUUCAUAGUGCAGCUGAGGGACGAGGAGACGCACAUGCCGCUGGCCGGCAUCAAGGUCGGCGAGAUCGGCGCCAAGCUCGGCAUGAACGGCACCAACAAUGGCUUCCUCGGCUUCGACAACGUCAGGAUACCAAGGGAACAUAUGCUGAUGAAGAAUUCUAAAGUAUUAGAGGACGGUACGUACGUGAAGUCGCCGAGCUCCAAGCUAACGUACGGCACCAUGAUGUUUGUGCGCGUGAUGUUGGUACACGACAUGUGCAACUACAUGGCCAAGGCCGUCACCAUCGCCACCAGAUACUCCGCCGUGCGCCGCCAGUCGCAGCUCCGGCCCGACGAGCCGGAGCCUCAGAUCCUGGAGUACGUGACGCAGCAGCACAAGCUGCUGAUCGGCGUGGCCAGCGUGCACGCCUUCCGCCUCUGCGCCGCCGGCCUCUGGGACAUGUACAACAACGUCACCGCGGAGCUCGAGACCGGCGACAUGGAGAGGCUGCCUGAAUUGCACGCGCUGUCGUGUUGCCUGAAGGCGAUCACGACGAGCGACGCGGCGGCGUGCGUGGAGCGCUGCCGCCUCGCCUGCGGCGGCCACGGCUACAUGCUCUCCUCCAACCUGCCGCUCACCUACGGCCUCGUCACUGCCGCCUGCACAUACGAGGGGGAGAAUACGGUCAUGUUACUGCAGACUGCUAGGUACCUAGUGAAGGCGUGGCGCACGGCGGCGCACGCGCUGCCGCCCACCGUGGCGUACGUGGGCGCCGUGAGCGCCGGCCGCCGCUCGCCGCCCUGGGACAACUCGCUGCUCGGCAUCAUCAGCGGCUUCCAGACCCUCGCCGCAGGGAAAAUAGGUCUAUGCGUGGCGCAAAUCGAGAAACGACAAGCAAGCGGAAUGUCGUACGAGGACGCUUGGAAUAUGACCUCUGUUCAGCUCACAGCCGCCUCAGAGGCACAUUGCCGCGCGUUUAUUCUGUCGAGUUAUUACUCGGAGAGUGAGAAAUUGUCGCGCUCGGCCUCCGCCCCUCUCCGCCGCGUAUUAACACAGCUUGUUGAACUGUACGUCGUGUACUGGGCGCUGCAGUGCGUCGGCGAUCUGCUCAGAUUCACAUCGAUAUCGGAACGCAAUAUCGAAGAGUUACAAAACUGGUAUGAAGAUUUGUUGGUGAAACUCCGACCUGACGCUGUGGGCUUAGUGGACGCUUUUGAUAUCAGAGAUGAGAUUCUCCGUUCGGCUCUUGGUGCAUACGAUGGCCGCGCGUACGAGAGACUGAUGGAGGAAGCUAUGAAAAGUCCACUUAAUAAAGAACCGGUAAACCAAAGCUUUCAUAAAUAUCUCAAACCAUUUAUGCAAGGGAAACUAUGAACAACGUAUCUUGAUAUUUUUUAUUAAGGCUCAAUAACUUAAUUAACCAUGAUUAUAGUAUAUUUGUCACAAUUUCUAAUGUUUAUAAUAAUGUAACGCGCAGGAAAGGAACAAACGUGCUCAUUUAUUCAGAACUGUAUUCUGUUUAUUAGAGACAAUAAUAAAAACAGAUUUAUAUAAUUGAAGCUACUUAUUAUGAUAAGAAGUGAUAACAAAUUCAAGUUAUAUCGUGUAAAUUUUACUAUUUUUAGUUAAUAAGUAAAAUGUUAUUGUAAAUAACAAAAAUAUAUAAACGGAAGUAUAUUGAAAUAAAGAUUUUAUGCUUUUUGGUGAUGGUAAUGGAUACCGGAACAUUCCAUAAUGAAAUUUUAUGAGAUUUUAUACAAAUUCUAUAAUAUAUUUUGUAUUUCUUUUGUU